Molecule: messenger RNA, 1617 nt
Organism: Megalops cyprinoides (Indo-Pacific tarpon)
Lineage: Eukaryota; Metazoa; Chordata; Actinopteri; Elopiformes; Megalopidae
Gene: il12rb1
Product: interleukin 12 receptor subunit beta 1
Exons: 12
Coding region: 1-1617 (538 amino acids)
Biological process (GO): cytokine-mediated signaling pathway; positive regulation of tyrosine phosphorylation of STAT protein
Cellular component (GO): CRLF-CLCF1 complex; signaling receptor complex; external side of plasma membrane
Molecular function (GO): cytokine receptor activity; cytokine binding
Source: RefSeq, a predicted model, not a curated record
AUGUCAAGGUCCUCAGGAAAACUUACUCUGACUUGGAAGAAACCACUAGGUGAAGUCAAUGGCGUCGUAAAUGAGAUUCAGUUCAGAGGACUGGGAGAUCAGUGGAAGAGUAAAACAUUCGAAACAGCAGGAGGUGAAGAUAAACUAGACACGUUUGAACUGCUCAUCCAAGAUGGCAUAGUCUAUGAAGUGCGAAUUAGACGCAGGGCCAUACAUCUAGAACCCUACAUCUGGAGUGCCUGGAGCCAAACCAAGAAAGUACCCACUGAAAUUCAUGAGCCGCCUAAAGUUAAUUGGACAGUGGGGAAACUUGAUAAUUAUGUCAGAUUGUUGAAUCUGACCUGGGAGGCUCCCCCACGUCCUGCAUCUGCAGGAGGAGUGAAUUACAGCCUUUCCCUUUCUAUUCCUUGUCAAAAGAGACCCAAGACCAUUCGAAAUGUGAAUACCACAGAGUACAUCACUAAUGUGACUGCUUCUGAUGUCAAUGUGACUGUCAUUGCCGUUAACAAUGCAGGGAAGUCACCCACAGCACAUGUCACCAUCCCAGCCGAGCACCUCCUAGAUUGUCCUAAGGACAAGGCUUCACCACCUGACCAGAUGAAUGUGAGAAAGGUUUGUGUGGAGUGGUACAAGCUGCAAGAUGGGGUUAACGGAUCACCCUUAGGGCACAGAAGUGUCUUUAUCAAUAUAACAGAUACCAUUCGUGAAAUUAAAGAAGGCUGUGAAGACUUUGUACGCUAUCAUUACUUUGUCCACACUAAAGGGAAACAAAAAUCACGCACUAUAGCGCUGUGUCCUAUGUACAAGCGGGAGGGAGUGCCUACACAUGGACCCCAAAAUGUGACUGUUGAUGUAACAUACAAUUCUGCCAUUGUGUCAUGGGAACCAAUUCCAAUAAAAGACCAGCAAGGCUUUUUGAGGCAUUAUGUCAUUGAUAUCAAAAGUGAGCUUUACACAAAGCAAGUAAAGGUUGAAUGGUUUCAAACAAAUUGCACCAUCCAGAAUCUACCAGCUAGGACCCGAUACACUGUGCACGUUGCUGGGGAAACAGCUACGGGUGUGGGACCAAACGUAACAGUGCAUAUCUCUUUACCACAAGGAUUAUCUGAUUCUGAAUGGAUCAUUAUAGGCAUCUUGGUGGUUGUCCUGGUUCUCACAAUACUCUGCAGUGUCAUCAUCAAAAGGUUCAAAAGCAAACUGCUACCUGAAAUUCCAACACCUGUGAUAACAGAAACACCCAUCCCUUGUUCAAGGAAUAAUGAGGAGUCGUACCCCUUCGAGGAAGAGCUGCACGCUGUUACCCUUCUUCAACCUCAGCAAGAUGUAUGCAACAAGUCCCCGCCUGGCGUGGAGGAGAGUUCUCUGCUGGAGGCGCGAGAGACCACUCUCUGUGAAGACGAGGGUGAAGAGAGCCAGACCGAUUCGGACGAUUUCCAAUUCAAUUUCCCCAUGAGCCCUGACUACAAGAGGCAGAUGCUGAGCCUCCCGGCACCACUGGAGUCAGUGGAGCUCACCAGUGAACAAGCCAGCUGUGAGGUCACUACUCCUGUCUACAGGAACGGCCUGGUCUUUGAACUUAAAACUGAGGACACCUCUGACAAAGAGACAGAGCUUUAG